Molecule: messenger RNA, 669 nt
Organism: Caenorhabditis remanei
Lineage: Eukaryota; Metazoa; Nematoda; Chromadorea; Rhabditida; Rhabditidae
Exons: 3
Coding region: 1-669 (222 amino acids)
Source: RefSeq, a predicted model, not a curated record
AUGAUUCACUCAAUCAGAACUGAAGAAGCGGAGGACUACAUAGCAAGGAACCCGUUUCCUCUUAUUGAAAUUCAACAGUAUGCCGAUAAAAUCUUGGACUGCUCCGCGUUCAUAGAUUUUAUGCGAACAAGAUCAGUUCCAGUUUUCCGAGAACUGUACAAAAGGAAUGCAGAGUAUAUGAUUUGUCUCAAAAGUGAAUUGAGAACGAAACCAAACACAAGAGGUAUUAGAAACAAAAUGUUUGAUGAAUUACAAAUUCUUUGGAAAUCCCACGAAUUCCUACGAAAGAUGCGAAUAUCUCAAAAACAAACUCGGAAAAUAAUUUUGUCGGAAAUUAUGUUGGUGGAUGGGGUGAGAAAGGCGGAAGAACAGAUAAACAAGUGGAAAAAGGACGAUAAAGAAUCUCAAGAACGAUACUUUCAAAUCGCACGCAAAGGAGCACACCAACAAAAAGGAAAAAUUUUGAAUAAGAAGCAAAGAAAAGAGUUUGCUGACGCAAUGAUAGCGAUAUACCGUGUCGGUAGAAGACAUCUUCGUUGCGCUCGCUGUUCUGCUCUUCUCGGAUCGGUAAACAAUGUUUACGCUGACCCAAUUUUGCUAUCGAAACAUCGAUUCCAAAGACGCUUCUCACUCAUCAAUAAUGUCUUACAUGUAUUGUACUAUUAUUAA